AUGGCCGCACCCGCAGUUUCCGCCGCCCAGACCCAGCCCGAGGAGCCCAUCGCCAUCCCCGACAACCGGGAUGGUGUCGCUUACUUGUACGGCCACCCGCUGCUGAACUCCCUGUCCCCUCCUCUGCACCAGACAGUGUACAAUGCAUUGGGCCUCAACUGGACCCAGAUCCCUCUCUCCAGCGUGUACGGCACUUCCGCCACCUACCCUCCCCCAUACACCAAGUCGCCCACGAUCGAGAAGUUCAUGGCUUCCAUCCGCUCCAACCCCAAGUUCGUUGGAUCCUCCGUGACAAUGCCUCACAAGGUCGCCAUCAUGCCUCACCUGGAUGAUCUGACCGAGCACGCCCGGCAGGCCGGUGCCUGCAACACCAUCUUCCUGCGCGACGACCCCACCACCGGCAAGCGCCAGUACGUCGGAACCAACACCGACUGCGACGGCAUCCGCGAGGCCCUCACCCAGAAUGCGCCUAACCCCGAGCGCUUCCGCGGCCGGCCCGCCCUCAUCAUCGGUGGUGGUGGUACCGCCCGCACUGCCAUCUACGUCAUGCGCCGCUGGCUCGGCUCCAGCCGUAUCUACGUUGUCAACCGUGACGCCGCUGAGGUGGCUGCUAUCAUGGAGGAGGACCGUCAGCGCAACCCUGACCCCAACGCUCAGGCUCCUCUGAUCCACGUUACUGAUCCCGAGGAGGCCGCCCGUCUGGAGGCUCCCGCCGCUAUCGUAUCCGGUAUCCCCAACUACCCUCCCAAGUCCCCCGAGGAGCUGAACGCCCGCGCUAUCAUCACUGCUUUCCUCGGUGACGAGAAGACUGCUGAGAAGCAGGAGGGUGUCAUUCUUGAGAUGUGCUACCACCCCAUUCCCUGGACUGAUAUUGCCAAGCUUGCUGAGGCCGGUGGCUGGAAGGUCAUUCUCGGCUCCGAGGCCUUGAUCUGGCAGGGUCUUGAGCAGGCUCGUCUCUGGACUGGCAAGGAUAUUAUUGGCACUCCUGGUCUCGUCCAGACAGUCAAGGAUACUGUUGCUCAGAUCCUGGCUGACCGUGCCUCCAAGCCCAGCCUAUGA
Molecule: messenger RNA, 1059 nt
Organism: Penicillium verhagenii
Lineage: Eukaryota; Fungi; Ascomycota; Eurotiomycetes; Eurotiales; Aspergillaceae
Product: shikimate dehydrogenase family protein
Exons: 1
Coding region: 1-1059 (352 amino acids)
Biological process (GO): shikimate metabolic process; chorismate biosynthetic process
Molecular function (GO): shikimate 3-dehydrogenase (NADP+) activity
Source: RefSeq, a predicted model, not a curated record